This is a messenger RNA of Gigantopelta aegis, 4251 nucleotides long. Its product is annotated as RNA-binding protein 24-B-like. Lineage: Eukaryota; Metazoa; Mollusca; Gastropoda; Neomphalida; Peltospiridae. Gene Ontology annotation, molecular function: RNA binding. The record is from RefSeq and is a predicted model, not a curated record. The coding region runs from base 192 to 881 and encodes 229 amino acids. Gene Ontology annotation, cellular component: cytosol. The transcript has 4 exons.
AGACUGUUGUAUUUUUGUUCACCGCAGCAGUGUUGGAUUCUAAGUAGAUUUAUUCGCUCGCUGGUUUCUUAUAUCUAUAUAUUUUGUGUUAGUAUUCUACGGGUCUAGUUUUUUCCAGUACCUGUCUCUGUUUCGCAGUCGCAUUUUUUGUUUGUUUUUUUACCUGAGCGUAGUACUACUAUUCCUUAAAAAUGGCAACGACCCCAGUUUCGAUACAGAAUGGAGGAAUUUCGCAAAAGGACACGACGUUUACGAAGAUCUUCGUUGGAGGUUUACCGUACCACACCACAGACCAGUCGCUAAGGGAAUACUUCGACAAGUUCGGUGACAUCGAGGAGGCUGUCGUCAUAACGGACCGACAGACGGGCAAGAGCAGGGGAUACGGAUUUGUCACAAUGUCGGAGCGAGUGGCCGCGGAACGAGCGUGCAAGGAUCCCAACCCUAUCAUUGAUGGGAGAAAGGCGAACGUAAACUUAGCCUACCUCGGAGCCAAGCCGAGGGGAAACCUCCAGUCGAUAGGUCUUCCUGUUGCACUGAAAUCUGGCAUUCCAGUUAUUCCUGGUCAAUAUGGGUAUCCUCAAUACGUGUAUCCAUCCACAGCCUACCUGACGUCACAGGGCAUGCUGGCCGCCAUGCCCCACUCGCCACUGUCACCGACGAGCGCGGCCACGACGUCACAACAGUUCAUAGACUACUCGUCUGCGUAUGCCGCACAGAUCUCUGCCGCCGAGUAUGCCGCCUAUCCGUACACCACGAGCUCUGCCGCAGGCUACGCUAUACCGACAGCGUACACGUACACCGUACCGCAACAGAUCGCGGCCGGAGCUUCGGGACACUUCGCCCACUUUCAGCCGCAGCAGAUUCAAGAACGAAUGCAAUAGAAGUGGUUCUUCUUUGGUUAUUUCUCCACAAGUUUAUACCAUCGUACGGACUCUAAAAAGAUGAAAAAAAUUGACGACGAAAAGACAAUAACAACAACAACAACAACAAAAUGUUAAUAAUGUUUUGUUUUAUUAUUAUUGUUAUUACACAAGUCCGGAGGAGUUUUUAAUUAUUAUUAUUAUUUUUUUUUUUUUGAAAAGCUGAUUUGGUGCACAGAAAGUGAUUACGUCACCAGUGCCCGCCAGCCAAAACAACCCAGAAUGAUCUCUUCGUCUGCGGGGCGUAGAUAAUUGUCUAGAAUGGAAGGAUAAAACGAAAACGGAUUUAUUACAGGAAAGAAAUAGAUUAAAUGGAUUAGAAGUCGAGAUAUUGAGAAUGAAUUCUACAUGGAUAUAAGUGUAAAUAGAAAAUAAAAUUAUGUGUACCGAUGUUGUGAUGAAUCUGUGACGUCAGCAUUGUAUGUGUACUACUAGCCAUAUUGUUAUGUUCUACGUGUCCGUCCCAUUGCUUUGACUUGCCGCCGAUGCGUCAAAUAUAAGAGAUAUAUGCAUAUUCAUGAACAAUUUUCAUAACAUUUUAAUAUCGCAGUGCAUAAAAGUAGUCUAUGCAACUGGUUAAUUUAGCAUAUUUCAGACGUUUAGUUGUUAACACAGUGGAUUACGUUAUAUUAAAUAUUGACUCUUUUUUUUUUUUCAAUUCUUUUCUUUAAGACAUGCUACCAGUAUGUGGUAUACGUUUUGAAUACUGAUCACGUGACAUUUAUUUCAAAGUUUCAUAUAUUAUUUGAUUCUUCUUUUUUUAAUUAUAUUAUCUAAUUUUUUCUCUGUUGUUUUAUAAAUCUUAGAGUCUUGUAUACUAGUAUAUAUAUUUUUAAUGUUUAAUAUUUUCCCAUUCUUUCUGUUAAAUCUUAGUUUUAAAUUAGGCCUAUGUGUAUUCAAAACCAAGAUGUAUGUGGUCAGUCUAUGCCUAAAUUAUUAACAUCGAGUGCCUUAUGUGAGAAAACUGUUAUUUGUUACACUGAAGGAUGAGUGUGGUGUCCGAACGGGAUAACGUCCGUCACGAUAUUAUAUUUUAUCUUGUUAUACGUCCUGUCGCGAGUUGUCUCCCGUUAUCAAACAGUAUUUAUUACGUCAUCACGUUAACUUUAUUAUUUUUCUUUUAAAACAUCGUUGUUGCGGUUGUUUAUGGACGCGGACUUGAGUUUACGUUUUGUUGUUAUGCAUAUUUUUAAUCUAAUAUUGAAACGUUGAUUUCAUAUUUAUUAUUUAUUGGCAAGUCUCGUCUUUCCAAAAACAGCCAGCAACUUUGAUAUUUUGUUACUUCUGUACAUUUUUGCAGAACGAUCAUUUUGGAUGAACGAAAUCCGUGCAGAGUGUGAUUGCCCUUAUAAGUUCCUCGUCCGAUAUUUACUUGAGUAUUAAUUCAUGAAGGGCUACAAUUGGAUCGGUCUCACCUAGCCUGUAUUUGUAUUAUUUCAUAAAAAAAGGGUUGUGGUUUUAGAAGAGAACAACAAAGAUAUUUAUCAGAGACAAGAUCACGUGAUUUGAAAAUAAUUUUUGGUCUCACAUCAUACUUUCUGUUUUCUUUAAAACUACGUGUUUCAUUUUAUUAUUGCGUGUCGUUUGUUUGCAAUCUUCUGCAUUCCAACAAUUCACUUUCGAUUCCCAAACCAGUUAACUGUAUGUAUAUUUUUGAUUUAUAUUACGUCAUCAAUACUCGAAUUACUUCAGGGACGGUCCUGGGAUUCGUGGAUCAAAAUUAAAAUGGCUGUGCUGAUAUGGCUUUACACGGUCAGAGUCCGACAGCCAAAUGUCUUAUUUCGUCCCUGACAUUGAAAAAAGUGCCUUGGUUCAGAGACAAAUUUUAACAAAUUAUUUAAUUACAGUAGUUACAGUUUCUAGUCAUCGCAGGGUAUAUAGUGUCACCUUGCGAUGAACUGUGGUCUUUUUCCUGGUAAACGUUUUUGUAGUUCUCGAUCGAGACCGGAAGUUAAUGCGCAGUGUAAAUAACAUAACACUUCCGGUAGAUAGUGCGUAGUUUGAAUAUCAUGCUAUUUAAGAGGACACAUAUUUUACUUAUUUAUUUGACAAUCGUGGGCAAAGUAGGUCACUUAUUACUACAUAUACUGCACGAUGUUAAGCCGUUUAUGUACAUAUAGAAACUUUGAAAACUGGUUUAUGUAAAUUUAUGUUGUUGUAGCUAACUUAUGAAUAUGCAAACGUUAACUAACCGUUAAACCAUCAAUGUAAAUAGGUCAUUAUAUACUUAAUAUGUAUUUAAGUUUAUUCACAUUUCAUUACAAGCAUGUUAAGUACGAGGAGGAGUAUUUUGACGCCACAGAACUGAUACCAUUUUGUUUUUCUUCAAUGAAAUUCUUGCCGUUAAAUUAAACAGAGGGUCAUGGGUAUUACAUUCAUCCGUUGUUAGAUAUUUGUCAACACUAAUGGAAAGAGGUCCAUGUAUUUAAGUUUCAUAAAUUACUGAAGUGAUGAAUUCCCCUCUCAUUUAAUAUUUUAGUUUCAAGAAUAUAUUCAAAAUAUUUUCUUAUGACGUCACAUGUGACGUGGUCUUCUUUGGAAGUGGCAGUCCUCGUAAUUUAGAAAUAGGAAGGAUGUAUCGACCUUUUGAGUGGCAGUCCUCUUAUACAAGAAGUACCAAAUAGUAGUUCAUCACACCCUCGCGGUCUUGUAAACCUACCCCAUGGCCUCCACAUUGUGAUUCUAGAUACCAGUGUGGGCAUGUUAAUGGUUUUGUUGUUCAGAUUAUUGCACCUGCGUAAGUCGUAAAUGUUCCACAAUGCUUACAUGUCAGGACUAUUUGCAUUUAUUUUCAUUAGUCUGUUGUCAGUGGAAUCAUAACAUUCUUGUAUUACAGAGAACUGAAUUGAGUUUGACAGAUAAAAAAGGUAGUAGAUGUGUAAACAAUACUUGUGCUUUUAUAAAAGUUCCUGUCGCAUUUAUCUGUACGGCAGUGAAACGGCUUUCUGUCAGUGCACAUUAUUACUACGCGUUUGGUUAAACACGCAUGUGCAUUUAUUUGCACGGGUGUAAAAUUGCGUAAUAUAGAAGCACACAUAGUCCCAAUAUUGGUAUUGUAAAGGCUGUGGCUAAAAUAUCUUAGCGCAUUUAUCUGUAAGGCAGUAAAACGGCUCUGUGUGAAUGCUCACGUAGUUCCGGUCUUGACCUGCUGUUCACGGUGUGGUUUACUAUUUCUCAAGGUGUCAGUUCUGUAGCCUCGUGUUACUAAAAAUAAUGCAUAAUUCGAACGAAAAGUUCAACAGUCAUUUUUACAACGUUCGUUCGUUCGUUCGGAACAUGUUGUACCUAUGUUAUAAUCACAAAAUAAAUAUGUUAAAUAUGAAAAAAAAGA